UAUUUAUGUAGUUUACAGAUGUUACGCUUUCAGGCAUUCCCAUUGUGUGGUUUUAGGAACAUUUCGGAGCGCCCAGAUUUUAUUAAAUCAUAUUCUGUGUCUAGAAUACUAUGUUCAGUCAGAGAUUUGUUAUGAGGUAGUGAAGUGAUUAUUUGAGCUGGAAGCGCUUAAAACGAUAACAAAAACUUAACAACAACAACGAAAGCCAAACAAUAAUUAGUGGAGCAAAAAAUUGAAAAUGACAACGAAAAGGCAAAUUUAUAUGCUAUCAGCAUUUUAUAAUUUAAUAAUAUUGCAUACAACAACAGCGUUUCUGGUUGAAACCACAAACUCGUCUUCUGCUUCACAAUUAACCUCGGAUCAACUUCUGAAGGUGGGCGUUUACUAUGAGACACUCUGUCCCGAUAGCCGUGAAUUCGUUCGCAAUUCACUUUAUGAUGCAAUGAUUAUAAAUGACUGGAUAAAAUAUAUCGAUCUAGAAUUGGUGCCAUAUGGAAAAGUAACGUCAUGGACGGAUCCCACAACAAACAUAACAACUCUUUUCUGCCAGCAUGGACACAGCGAGUGCGAGCAAAAUGCAUUGCAUGCCUGCAUUGUAGAGCAUAACGAUGUAAAAGACCAAGUGAAAUUAAUAAGCUGUCUAAUGAAUGGUCAUGCGAAAAAUCUUGAUGAGUGUGGUAAUGACUUGGUCAUAGAUGUGAGCGCUGUGAAGGAGUGUAAAGCCAAACGUAGUACGACAGAUAUACUAAAGAAAUAUGGCGAAAAGACAGAUGCGUUGGAUAUAUCUUUUGUGCCAUCAGUCACGUUCGAUGAAAAAUUCGAUCGUUGGCGUCAACGUUAUUUCAUUUACAAUUUUUCUGUAGUGUUCUGUCGGGAGUAUAAAGCGAAAUUUAAUACUAUACUACCGCAUUGUUAGAAAAAAUAUCAAUAUCAUAAAAAUGUGUUAAAAAAGUCCUUUUCAAUAAAUUUGGAAUGAUGUAAUUUAACACUUAAGUAAUAAAUAAAUAAAAUUUAGUGAGCAAGCACUUUUAAAUAAAAUAAA
Rhagoletis pomonella (apple maggot) is the source of this 1042-nucleotide messenger RNA. RefSeq names its product GILT-like protein 3. The record is from RefSeq and is a predicted model, not a curated record. The coding region runs from base 239 to 916 and encodes 225 amino acids. The transcript has 5 exons. NCBI's taxonomy places the organism in Eukaryota, Metazoa, Arthropoda, Insecta, Diptera, Tephritidae. Gene Ontology annotation, molecular function: oxidoreductase activity, acting on a sulfur group of donors, disulfide as acceptor.